UUUUUUUUUAAUUUAGGAGUGCCUACGUGCACAUUUUUAUUAAUAAAAAUGCGUUUGAAAUGGCCGAGCUCUCUUCGCAUGGAUCACGAAAUUUUAAUUGGCGCUGGUUAUUCUGCUCAACGUUUAAAAAUGUAUCCGUACUUUGACGCUGCCCAUUAUAUUUUGAUGGUUUUGGCUGUCCGCGAUGAUCUCGGCCCCAAUUGCACAGCAUUUUCGCGUCGUCAUCCUCUCAGUUGUUGGCUUUCUUCAAUGGUUGUUUGUUUUGCUGGAUCAUUUUUAGCCAAUUUUUUGUUGGGAGAGCCAGUCAUUGCUGCAACUUUAAUUUGGUAUUUGGUCUUUUAUUCACCUUUUGACCUUGUAUACAAACUUGCUAAAUUUAUGCCUAUAAAAAUUAUUUUGAGUAUAAUGAAGGAAUGUCAACGUGUUUAUAAGAUAAAUCAUGGUGUCCUCUAUGCAAUAAAACUCUAUCCAAAUGCUCAUUUAAUACAUAUUCUUAUUGGAACGGCAAAGGGAGCAGGCUCUGGAAUUAUUCGAAUAUUUGAACAAUUAAUUCGAGGAGUUUGGGCCCCAACACACAGUGAAAUACUUCGACCAACCUUCACUACAAAGGCUUGUGUAAUUGCUUCUGUUCUGUUGACAUUUGAGAAGAGUGGAAUUUUUAUUAGUUUGCCACAUGAAAUAAGUUACUUGGGUCUUUUACUUUUCUUUGUCUAUUUCAAACUUAGCGCUCUUCUGUUAAAUGUGGCUGAUCCUUUACUGCCUUUUGAAAAUUUAUUUUGUGCAGUUUUUAUGGGUGGAAUUUGGGAUGCUUUGACUAGAGCUGUAGUAGCUUCCCAAGAAAGGAGAAAUGUUGGGGGAGUAAAUAAAUUGGAAUCUAAUGGAACUUCUACAACAACAACAACAGCAAUACCUAAUGCAACAACUACAACACAGCCAGCCUCGCCGCAAGUUGAAAAUAAUAUUAAAAAAGAUCAGUAG
Messenger RNA from Meloidogyne enterolobii, 978 nucleotides. NCBI's taxonomy places the organism in Eukaryota, Metazoa, Nematoda, Chromadorea, Rhabditida, Meloidogynidae. The record is from the annotation of a GenBank genome assembly.